Messenger RNA from Platichthys flesus (European flounder), 1582 nucleotides. RefSeq names its product B-cell receptor CD22-like. NCBI's taxonomy places the organism in Eukaryota, Metazoa, Chordata, Actinopteri, Pleuronectiformes, Pleuronectidae. The transcript is spliced from 7 exons. The record is from RefSeq and is a predicted model, not a curated record. The coding region runs from base 1 to 1320 and encodes 439 amino acids.
AUGAAUUCCUUCUUCUCACACACAGGUUUGCAUGUGCAGGUGAGAAGAUCAGUGAAGUUUGGCUCUUCUUACUGGGCAGAGUUCUGGUGUCAGAGCAGUUGUCGUCUUCCUGAUCAUCUGAACUACGUCUGGUACGAGAAUCAACAGAAGACGACUGAAGGAGAUUCUUAUUCAGGCUAUUUUCAUCCUGAAGAAAGAGUUUCCUGUGCUGUUAAAGGAAACAAGGAUUUCCGCUCUCCAUCAAUCUUGGUGAGGGGUCAGAAUGUCUGGGAUGUGAGUUACACUUCUACUGAGAUCUGUGCCUUCAGAGGAUCAACAGUGGACAUUACCUCUACCUACACAUACCCAUCCAAGUGGAAUAACCUUGAAACUACAGUUCAGGAAACUAUCUGGUUCAUUAAAGAGAGUAAUGGGAUUCCCGUUGAUCUAAGGACUGAUCCGGAGUAUUCAGGUCGUGUGGAGAAUCUCUGUGGAAACAACAAGUGCACUCUGAGAAUCUCUAACCUGAGAGAGAGCGACUCAGCUGUGUACAAGUUCAUGUUCACAACUAACCAGCCUACUUGGAGUUUUACUGGUUCAGUUGGAGUCACUCUGUCUGUCACUGACCCUCAGCUCCAGGUACAUGUGAGGAGAUCAACAGCCAAUCCAUCUUCUACCUGGACAGAGCUGACCUGUCACAGCAGGUGUCAGCUCCCUGAUCAUCUUUCCUACGUUUGGUACAAAAACAAUAAACCUGUUGGACGGAAAAAAUACUUUCACCUCCGACACUUUGACGCUGAAGACAGACAUCACUGUGCUAUAGAAGGACAGGAGCGUUUCCCUUCUCCUACAGUGUACGCUCCAAAGCCUCCCUCUGUGUCAGUGAGUCCCUCUGGUGAGAUCAUGGAGGGCAAAUCGGUGACUCUGACCUGCAGCAGUGAUGCUAACCCAGCAGCUCACUACACCUGGUACAAGGAGGACGAGGGCUCACCAACAGCAUCAGGACAAAUAUUCACCAUCACUAAUAUCACAGCUGAACAUGGUGGAAAGUAUCAGUGUGAGGCCCAGAACACACACGGACAUAGUAAGGCCACCUUACAUCUGACUGUUGGAGCAGGGAAGUCAGUGAUAAUCAUCAAUACCAUCAGGCUGGCUCUGGUGGUCUUGCUGGUUCCAGUGCAUGUCUGGACUCUGUGGACGAGGAUGAAGAAAACUCUGAGUUUGAAAUCAGAAGUGAAUGAAGCUGUGGAGAUGAUAGAGUUAGACAACUGUCCUGAAUAUGAUGACGAUGCUGCUGCAGCACAGACAGAAGACACCGAGGAGCAGGAAGACCUGGUGUGAAGCCUCAGGUCAGAGCCACUGGGACAAACACAACCAAGAUGGACGACUUCAGAGAACAUCUGUACAAACGAGUUUUACAGAAACCAUAGUGUGUAGUUAUUAAAUACAGGAAAACUGUCCAAGCAACAAAAUAUCUGAGUGCAAGCGCAGAGUUUGAGCACAAGCAGAGUGAAUGUAAGCACCAGCAGGAGCUGUGUGAGUGUAAGAGCAGGGUUUUGAGUAGAAACACCACGAAAUCUGAACGUGCUGAUCCAGCUCUCAA